AUAAAUUCGCUGUUUGGAAUGUUUAUUUUCCAUAAAAAUACGGAACAUAAUAUUAUGAUACUACGCGUCGUCGUACUGUGUUUGGCGUUGUACAGGUCACCACCUGCCGCCGUUGCAGCUCCUGUGAUGAUGGGCGCCGACAGACUAACUGACGAACGGUACUUUUGGCCCUCACUGCAGCGAUCGUCACCGCCCGCUGAAAUUGAUGAUUUCACACUGAUGACUACCAACGGUCCGAUAAAAAAACAGAACUUUCAGCUCUGGCCGCAGAGAUCGUCGCCGCCCGCUGAAGUUUAUGCUUCCACAGUGAUAACCACCGACGGACCGGCCAAGAACUUUCGUCUCUGGUCGCAGCGAUCGUCGUCGCCCGCUGAAAUUGAUGCUUUCACACUUAUGACUACCAACGGUCCGGUAAAAAAACAGAACUUUCAGCUCUGGCCGCAGCGAUCUUCACCGCCCGCCGCAGUUUCUGCUUCCACAAUUAUGACCAAUGACGGACCGGCCAAGAACCAAAAUUUUCAGGUCUGGUCCCAUCGAUCGUCGACACCCACCCCAGUUUCCGCAUUCACAAUGAUGGCCAAUGAUGGAACGGCCAAGAACCAAAGCUUUCGUCUCUGGCCACAGCGAUCGUCGCCUCCCGCUGAAGUUUAUGCUUCCACGGUGAUGACCACCGACGGACCGGCCAAGAACAAAAACUUUCAGCUCUGGCCACAGCGAUCGACGCCACCCGCCGCAGUUUCCGCUUCCACAAUGAUGACCAAUGACGGACCGGCCAAGAACCAAAACUUUCAACUCUGGCCGCAGCGAUCGUCCCCGCCCACCGCAGUUGCCGUUUCCACACUGAUUACCACCGAUGGCCCGGCCAAAAAACAGAACUUUCAGCUCUGGCCCCAUCGAUCGUCGCCGCCCGCUCCAAUGUCCGCAUCCACAAUGAUGACCAAUGAUAGACCGGCCAAGAACCAAAACUUUCGUCUCUGGCCGCAACAAUCGUCACCGCCCGCUGAAGUUCAUGCUUCCACGGUAAUAACCACCGACGGACCGGCCAAGAAUAAAAACUUUCCACUCUGGCCGCAGCGAUCAUCGCUGCCUGCCGCAGUUUCUGCUUCCACACUGAUGGCCACCGACGGCGUGUCCAAAAAACAGAACUUUCAGCUUUGGUCACAGAGAUCGUCACCACCCGCCACAGUUUCCGCUUCCACAAUAGUGACCACCGAUGGCGUGUCCAAAAAACAGAACUUUCAGCUCUGGCCACAGCGAUCGUCGUCGCCCGCCACCGUUUCUGCUUCCACAAUGAUGACCACCAGUGGACCGGCCAAGAACAAAAACUUUCCACUCUGGCCGCAACAAUCGUCACCGCCCGCUGAAGUUCAUGCUUCCACGGUAAUAAUCACCGACGGACCGGCCAAGAAUAAAAACUUUCCACUCUGGCCGCAGCGAUCAUCGCUGCCUGCCGCAGUUUCUGCUUCCACGCUGAUGGCCACCGACGGCGUGUCCAAAAAACAGAACUUUCAGCUUUGGUCACAGAGAUUGUCGCCACCCGCCACAGUUUCUGCUUUCACAAUGAUGACCACCAGUGGACCGAACAAGAACAAAAACUUUCCACUCUGGCCGCAACAAUCGUCACCGCCCGCUGAAGUUCAUGCUUCCACGGUAAUAACCACCGACGGCGUGUCCAAAAAACAGAACUUUCAGCUUUGGUCACAGAGAUCGUCGCCACCCGCCACAGUUUCCGCUUCCACAGUAGUGACCACCGAUGGCGUGUCCAAAAAACAGAACUUUCAGCUCUGGCCGCAGCGAUCGUCGUCGCCCGCCACCGUUUCUGCUUCCACAAUGAUGACCACCAGUGGACCGGCCAAAAACAAAAACUUUCCACUCUGGCCGCAGCGAUCGUCACUGCCUGCCUCCGUUGCCGCUCUUAUGAUGAUGGCCACCAACGGGCCGAUUGAGAACAGAAACUUUCGGCCCUCGUCACCUCAUAACUGUCACUGUGGCCACCGCGCCGAGGUGACCACAUCAGACCCGGCCGUAGAUCACGACCUAACCAGAGGCCAUUACCAUGUGCACUCGACUGCAGUCACAAAGCCGAACCCAGCCACGGUUUACACCAGGGCUAAUUGUCACCACGACCGUGCGACCGCGGUCACUGAUGCUAAACGUUUUCGCUGCCCACACCACCAUUAUCAAACACAGGAUAGUGUGCUAAACAGUACGCCGUCACCUGCUGUGGACAAUACUAUAACGGAUGAAAUUCCAGCGAACGACCAGAAUUACGACGAAUCUGAAAAAGACUACGUCGACGACGACGACUAUUACUCUCUAAAAAAUUUCGUACCGAUUAUUUCGUUGAUGAUGUUCGUGUUGUUGUAUCCGAGCUGUUAUACAUAUAGUAAUCGGAGGAAAAAAACCAACUCGUUUUACUUGCAGACGAAUACUUGCGGUUGUGUAGCAAAAUAUAUUCGCUGUCCUAAAUAAUUACAAUACAAUUGUGUGAUCAUUUAGAACAGCGAACAUAGUUGCCUGUAUACAACCGAGGCC
Molecule: messenger RNA, 2535 nt
Organism: Acyrthosiphon pisum (pea aphid)
Lineage: Eukaryota; Metazoa; Arthropoda; Insecta; Hemiptera; Aphididae
Product: mucin-4-like
Exons: 2
Coding region: 19-2472 (817 amino acids)
Source: RefSeq, a predicted model, not a curated record